Magallana angulata is the source of this 1751-nucleotide messenger RNA. RefSeq names its product interferon-induced protein 44-like. Lineage: Eukaryota; Metazoa; Mollusca; Bivalvia; Ostreida; Ostreidae. The transcript is spliced from 6 exons. The coding region runs from base 7 to 1404 and encodes 465 amino acids. The record is from RefSeq and is a predicted model, not a curated record.
GAAAGCAUGGCGGAGCUACUUACACGUAAAGACAAGAACCAGAUAUCACAAUGGAUUGGCAGGGACAGUCAGUUUGAGCUCCUAUACAAACUAAGUCGUGACGGGGUGCCUCCACAGAGGUUCCAUGAGUUAUGUGACAACAAAGGACCCACGGUGACCAUCUUCUACAACAAGGAUAACAACGUGUACGGGGGGUACCUGUCAGACAGCUGGGGGAGUACUGGGGGCUGGUGUACAGAUCAGCGAGCAUUCUUGUUCAAACUAUAUUCUGCUGGUAACUGGAAACCAAAGCAGUUUCCUUAUAAAAUUGGAGAAAACUAUGUAAAAGAAAAGACUUUUGGGCCAUGGUUUUUUUCGUUGCCUUCAUUUUACUCACCUACAAGUACAGAUAAGUUUUCAGGCAGCUAUUAUAAGUUAGAAACUCAAAAUUUCUUUGACGGACAACGAUUUGACAUGAAAGGAGAGACGGCCCAGUCAGUAGCAAACAGUCACAACAAUGUCAUUGAUCUGGAGGUUUACCUGGUCAAAGACAAAGAACUGGACUCUCCUUGGAGAGACUCACCAGAAUGGAGUUCACAGGAUUUUCAAGAAUUAAAAGAAUUUGUAGCAAAUUACAAACCUUUUGUGGAGUUGAAAAUCCCAGAAGUCAACAUUCUACUGAUUGGUCCAAUCGCCGCUGGGAAGUCCAGUUUUAUCAACACCAUUAAUACAAUCUUCAAGGGCGAAAUGUCAUCCCGUGUAUGCCCAGGAUGGGCAGAAAACAGUCUCACACAAAAGUUUUGCAAAUUCCGGGUUCGGGACCCUACAACAAAGAAACAUCUUUGUUUCCGGAUCUGCGACACUCGUGGCGUGGAGAAUAGUUUCUUUAUUAAAAGUGAAGACAUAAUUUUUCUACUGGAUGGAAACCUUCCAAAUAACUACACUUUUCAACUAGAUUUUGGGGCGUCAACAAAAGAAAUUGGCUUCGUGAAAGAACCAACAGUGAAAGAGAAAAUGCACGUGGUGGUGUUUGUACUUGGCGGAAGAAGCCUGGACGUCCUGUCAGAGGGGGUCGUCUCAAAACUUAGAGAGAUCAAACGAAUGGUGGUAGACAGAAAUAUACCUCAUUUAGUGUUCCUUACCAAAACGGACGAAAUUUGUGAAUUAGUGGAGAAAGACGUCAGCAAAAUGUUCACGAGCAGUUUAGUAGAAGAUGCUGUCAAUAAAGCCGCUGACAUUAUUGCUAUCCCAAGAUCCCACGUACUUCCGGUUAAAAAUUAUGAAAAAGAAACUAUUCUCAAUAUGGAUAUAAACAUUCUUGCUCUGAUGGCUUUGCGAAAAUCGUUGAUGUUUGCAGACGACUUUCUGGAGAACCUGUAUGAUUGGCAACUAGAUAAUGUACAGACAUUAAACAAAAAGGACUGAGCCUUUAAGAAUAUGUGCCUGUUUUUAUAUGUGUUGACCUAAUCAGUAAGAACUAGUUUUGUUAAAUCUCCCUCGCUUGUUUAAAUGAUAAUAUAAAAUUCUUGUUGUUCUAUAAAAGAGUUGGAAUCUAAAUAUUUCAAAGCUGUGUUUUAUGUAAUAAUGAAAUAAUAUAAGGUCUUUAUGUUGACAUUGACAUUAUUUUCGGGGUAAAAAUCAUUUUGAAUUUAGGAUGUACCACAUCACAUUUCUUUUAAAUUGCAGAAUCAAGUACAGCAUACUUGUAUAUGUUGCUAAUUAAACAGUUUCUAGAGAAAUGUAUUUUAUAAUAAAACGCUAAUAAAGAUAUC